This is a messenger RNA of Cannabis sativa, 633 nucleotides long. RefSeq lists its product as uncharacterized. The transcript has 2 exons. Lineage: Eukaryota; Viridiplantae; Streptophyta; Magnoliopsida; Rosales; Cannabaceae. Bases 69 to 485 code for a protein of 138 amino acids. The record is from RefSeq and is a predicted model, not a curated record.
ACCCAAUCGACCUGAGCGACCAACGAGACCCACUCGAACCCCAACAACCCCAAUCGCACCAAUCCCAAAUGGCUCCAGAAUUCAUUCUCCCCUUGGCUGAGCAUUUUCCUGGGCGUAUCACUUACAGAGGGAAUGGGUACUUUGCUUCAAUUAAAGCAAAGUUUGAAGCCUUUAACUUGACAGAGAGGGUGAAGGAAACUCCUUUUGUUUUUUGGAAUGCAAAUGAUCUGAAAUUCUCCGGGGUGAUUGUGCAUCAACUGCUGUUGAGGAAAAAGAAAGUGAGUGGGGUGAAAAAUGAUGAAGUGUGGUUUUACGUGGGUAAAACCAAAGCCAGAUUUGAACGGUCUGAGUUCGGUUUGAUCACCGGCCUAAAGAUGAGCGGUGGCCCCACGACAGAAGAAUUGAGUACACUUUGUGAGUCUGAUCAGAUACUGCGGGACUACCUCAACAAUGCCAAAAGGGUCACUUUCAAACCCUUUGGCUAGCAUUUGAGGCGUGCGAUGUGGCAGACGAUGUGUACAAGUUAGGGCUGUUAUUACUUAAAGUUUCUCUUUCUCUCUUCAUCAUCUUCUUCUUCUUUUCUUCUUAUUUAUUUCAUAUUAUUCUAUAUUAUUUUAUAACACGUUAUCAGCA